Messenger RNA from Macadamia integrifolia, 2850 nucleotides. RefSeq names its product V-type proton ATPase subunit a2-like. Gene Ontology annotation, molecular function: ATPase binding; proton-transporting ATPase activity, rotational mechanism. Gene Ontology annotation, cellular component: vacuolar proton-transporting V-type ATPase, V0 domain; vacuolar proton-transporting V-type ATPase complex. Gene Ontology annotation, biological process: vacuolar acidification; proton transmembrane transport. Bases 115 to 2571 code for a protein of 818 amino acids. NCBI's taxonomy places the organism in Eukaryota, Viridiplantae, Streptophyta, Magnoliopsida, Proteales, Proteaceae. The transcript has 18 exons. The record is from RefSeq and is a predicted model, not a curated record.
UUUUUUUCUUUUUGGAUCUUGAAAAUCUUGGGGUAAGGAGAGAAAUUUCAGUUUCGUGAAUAAGAUAUAAACGAACGGUUUGGGGUUGGGUGUUUGGAGUUAGGGAACGAGGCAAUGGGGGAGGGCGGGUGCUGUCCGUCGAUGGAGCUGUUCCGCUCGGAGUCGAUGCAACUGGUGCAGCUGAUCAUCCCCAUCGAAUCCGCCCACCUGACCAUUUCAAACCUUGGCGAUCUCGGCCUCAUUCAAUUCAAAGAUCUAAAUGCAGAAAAAAGCCCUUUCCAGCGGACAUAUGCUACUCAGAUUAAGAGAUGUGGUGAAAUGGCACGUAAGCUACGUUUCUUUAGAGAACAGAUGUCGAAGGCUGGGUUAUUAUUACCUUCAACCACUCCUAUGACACAAGUUGAUAUUGAUCUGGAUGACUUGGAGGUUAAACUUGGAGAACUUGAAGCUGAGUUGAUGGAGAUUAACGCAAACAGUGAAAAGUUGCAACGCACUUAUAAUGAACUUCUAGAAUAUAAGCUAGUGCUGCAGAAGGCUGGAGAGUUCUUUUACACAGCUCAGAGUAGUGCUGCUGCUCAGCAGAGAGAAAUUGAUGCUCAUCAAUUUGAUGAAGGAUCCAUUGACAGUCCUUUAUUAUUAGAGCAAGAAAUUUCAGCAGAUCCUUCAAAGCAACUGAAACUGGGUUUCAUCAGUGGCCUUAUACCUAGAGAAAAGUCCAUGGCAUUUGAAAGGAUUCUAUUUCGUGCUACCAGGGGCAAUGUGUUUCUGAAGCAAGCUGCGGUUGAAUAUUCUGUAACUGAUCCUGUCUCUGGGGAGAAGGUUGAGAAAAAUGCAUUUGUGGUCUUCUAUUCUGGUGAAAAGGCAAAGACCAAAAUUCUCAAGAUAUGUGAAGCUUUUGGAGCGAAUCGUUACCCAUUUACUGAAGACUUACGGAAGCAAGCUCAGAUGAUCACUGAGGUCUCUGAGAAAAUUGCAGAGAUGAAGGCCACUAUCGAUGUUGGGCUACUACACCGAGAGAAUCUCUUAAAGACCAUCAGCUAUCAAUUUGAGCAGUGGGACUUUUUGGUGAGGAAGGAGAAAUCUAUUUAUCACACUUUAAACAUGCUCAACAUUGAUGUGACGAAGAAGUGUCUUGUGGCAGAAGGAUGGAGCCCCGUUUUUGCAACAAAACAGAUUCAGGAUGCGUUGCACCGGGCCGCAUUGGAGAGCAACUCACAAGUUGGUGCAAUACUUCAGGUUUUGCAGACAAAGGAAUCACCACCUACAUAUUUUCGGACAAACAAAUUCACUUCUGUUUUUCAAUCAAUUGUUGAUGCAUAUGGGGUGGUAAAAUAUCAAGAAGCAAAUCCUGGUUUAUUUACUAUUAUCACAUUCCCGUUUCUGUUUGCAGUCAUGUUUGGUGAUUGGGGCCAUGGUAUAUGCUUGUUCAUUGCAUCAUUGUUCUUUAUAUCCAGAGAAAAGAAAUAUUCUGGUCAGAAGCUUGGAGACAUAACAGAAAUGAUCUUUGGCGGUCGGUAUUGUAUUAUGCUGAUGGCAUUGUUCUCAAUUUACACGGGUUUGAUCUAUAAUGAAUUCUUCUCAGUAUCAUUUGAGCUUUUUGGCAAAUCUGCCUAUGCAUGCCGUGAUACUUCCUGCGGGGAUGCUACAACAAUUGGCUUGAUUAAAGUGGGUCCCACUUAUGCAUUUGGUGUAGAUCCUGAAUGGCAUGGUUCCCGCAGUGAAUUGCCAUUCCUUAACUCUUUGAAGAUGAAGAUGUCAAUCCUUAUUGGUGUAACCCAGAUGAAUCUUGGAAUCAUGUUGAGUUAUUUUAAUGCCAAAUUCUUUGGAAAUGGCCUGAAUAUCUGGUUCCAAUUUAUUCCCCAGGUGAUAUUUUUAAACAGUGUGUUUGGCUACCUUUCUCUCCUCAUAAUUAUGAAGUGGUGUACUGGUUCACAAGCUGAUUUGUACCACAUUAUGAUAUAUAUGUUCCUGAGUCCAACAGAUGAUCUGGGUGAAAACCAGCUUUUUGUUGGGCAGAAAACUGUUCAGCUCACAUUACUAUUGCUGGCCCUAGUUGCUGUUCCAUGGAUGCUAUUGCCAAAGCCCUUUCUGUUGAAGAAACAACACCAAGAAAGGCAUCAAGGUCAAUCCUACAUGAUACUUGACAGAACAGAUGAUUCUUUAGAAGUGGAAGCGCAUCAUGAUUCCCAUGGACAUGAGGAAUUUGAGUUCAGUGAAGUUUUUGUGCACCAACUUAUUCAUACCAUAGAGUUUGUCCUUGGAUCAGUCUCAAAUACGGCUUCAUAUCUCCGGUUGUGGGCCCUCAGUCUUGCACAUUCAGAGCUGUCAAGUGUCUUCUACGAGAAAGUUCUACUUCUUGCUUGGGGGUUCAACAACAUUAUAAUCUUGAUUAUUGGCAUCAUGGUUUUUAUUUUUGCGACAGUCGGUGUGUUGCUAGUGAUGGAAACACUCAGUGCAUUCUUACAUGCCUUGCGUCUUCACUGGGUGGAGUUCAUGAGCAAGUUCUACGAGGGAGAUGGGUGCAAGUUCAAUCCCUUCGCCUUUGCAUUGCUUAGUGAAGAGGAUGAGUAGACCAUUGCUUGAAGCUAAAUGAAUCUUUUGAAACAAUUGAGAUAUUGAAUGUGCCAACCUUGAUAUGAGUCAUCAAUUCUUUCAUUUAGAAAAGAUUUGUUGAAGCCAGUCAAUAUGUUCCACCCUCCAAACUUAUGAUCUCCAUCUGCUGAAAAAUAAAGUCUCCCAACUGCAGUCUGUGUAUGUGGUGGGUUGGUUUUCAUCAGGAUUUGUAUUAAUGUUAUUCAUUUAUGUUGGGGAUCCUACUUCUGGAUGGAGGAAAUACUGGGUCUUGUGAUA